This is a messenger RNA of Limanda limanda (common dab), 2858 nucleotides long. RefSeq names its product F-box/WD repeat-containing protein 9-like. The coding region runs from base 283 to 2127 and encodes 614 amino acids. The transcript has 8 exons. NCBI's taxonomy places the organism in Eukaryota, Metazoa, Chordata, Actinopteri, Pleuronectiformes, Pleuronectidae. The record is from RefSeq and is a predicted model, not a curated record. Gene Ontology annotation, molecular function: protein binding.
GGACAUUUUAAGAUUUGUUAUUGUAUUUCGCAGGGACAACAAAUAGCAGGCAAAGGUCGAUGCUUCCGUAUUGCAUGACGUCCCCGUCUUGAUUAACAGGGACUGUGCUCUGCGUUUGUUCCCCCCCUGACCUGGGCCACGUACUCUAACCAGGGGCUAGCUCAGUCCUAGCUAGCCCUGAUGUGGCAGCAGGCUAAUGUUCUGUGGAGCUGAAGUUGAAGUUAGCAUUUAAGGUUGCUGUCUCUCGUCUGUAGUUUAUUUUAAAAUAUACAUAUUUAUCAAAUGGGGGACGUCUUAGAGAAAAAGACUUCACCUUGUGAGGCGAAACUCGACACCAACACCGGGUCGAGCAUUCCAUGCUCUACUGUUUGGGGAACGUGGAUGUCUGACGUCAGGGGGAACCCUUGUGAACCGGGUCCUGACCCUGUGGGACCCCCGAGUGAUGAGGCUCCCGGGCCUGACCUCCAGAGUCCUCAGCCGGCCGGUCAGCCGUCCUCAGCAGAUGCCAGCCCCUCGCCCUGCGCGGAGACAAGUGGCUUGUUGUCUCUGCCCUGGGAGAUGGUCACCCUCAUCGCCUCCUACCUUCCUGCGCAGUGUGUCACCACCGUGCUGCCAAAGGUCUGCAAGACAUUGGGUAAUUUGGCAAAGGACAGCAGCGCAUGGCAACUCCGAGCACGUAGAUUAAUAGGAUCCCAAGCUGGCUUUCCAGUGGGGCCAAGGGAGAACUUUGACUGGCCUACUGCUUGCCUGGAGAUGGAGCAGCUGAUAAUCUGCUGGAAAGGCAGAGCGCAACUUUUGCCCGGACAGGCCCAACAAGAGGAGGAGGAAAGUAAUCAAGUGAGGCAGCAGCAACAGGCCGGGCAGGACAGGGAACCAGGCGAAGAGGGACAGGAUGGGGGCAAAGAGGCUGAGGUAGAAGGGGCAGGGGGGGCUCUGCAAGAGGCUGCAUAUGGGGCUGGUGAAGAAAUGGUUAUAGAAGAUGGUUAUGGUGAAAUGCAGCCCAUUGAAGGUGAGGACCAACUACCAAGAUUAAGAGAAGAUAUAAAUGAGAGGGUGGAGAAUAUAGUAGCACAGAUGGAAGAAGAAAGGGACCACAGGAUGAUGUUCGAUGCUAACGGGGAAGAUGGUGCUCUUAAUCACCAAGAGAACUUGGCUGACCCCGGGAAUCUGGGAGCUGGAAGACAGGGAGAGAUGGAACAAAGUCAACCCUGCAGAAGUCCUAGCCCACCCCCAGCACUGGAACGCAUCACCAUCCCUACAGACCACAUUGCAUCAGUCAACUCUGUCCUCCUUGUCGGGGGAGAGGGGAAAGUUUGUGCCACAGCUUCCAGAGACUGGAAUGUUAAACUGUGGGAUCUACAAGCAGGCUCUACUGGGACACUGCUGCACACAUUGGGAGGACAGGGUGGGUUACACACCCAUCGGGGCUGGGUCUGGUGCCUGGCAUCUCGAGGGUCUCUGCUGGCUUCAGGGUGCUUCGACAGCUCAGUGAGGCUGUGGGACCUGCAGGCAGGUGGUGCAGUGCGGGGCCUAAUCAGAACUGAUUCGGCUGUCCUCUGCCUGUCCUAUACGACAGAUGUGUUGCUGGCUGGUACAAUGAACAAGAUGAUCACGAUGUGGGACACCAGAGCUGCCAGCCCCAUGGUGAAAAGUCUCUGUCUCCAUGGUAAUGGUGUGAUGUGCCUGGCUUCAGAUGACAAAUACAUCAUCUCUGGGGGUAAAGACCGCACUGUAUAUGUCUAUGAUCGCAGGGCAGGCAAAGUCUUGAAGAAACUGCGGCUGACCUCUUACCUGCGGUCCAUGAGCUACAGUGGCAGUGAGGUAUGGGCAGGAGACAGCAAGGGCAUGCUCCGCUCCUUUUCCAUGCAAGCAGGGACUUCCAGAGACAAGGAUUCUCAGUUUGAUGUAGGACACACUGCUAUGAUCACUGGUGUCCACAGAUCUCAUGGGAGCCUCUACACUUGUUCAUCUGAUCGUACUGUCAAGGUACACAUCCCUUGUGCGCCUCCGAGGACAUUAUGCACACUGCAUCAUCAAGUUGGAGUCAGUGGGCUGAGUGUGGACGCUGGAGUCUUCGCUGUAGCCACAGGAGAUGUGUGUGUAGAUAUCUGGAGGCCCAGAAAAUGAAAGAGAAGCGCCUGCAAACUAUAGUAUGUGGAAAGAAUGGAAAACAGAAGACAAAACACUACCUGCAGCCAAUCAACACCAUACCUGUCUUUCAGCAUUUUGAAAUUUGGAAUACUUGAACAAGUGCUUUAUAUAAAUCAAACAGCUAUGCAUCUCUUAUUAAUCAAGAUGUUGGUAGUAAUUUAAAGGAGACAUAAGCUGUAUUCUUUUUUUUUUGUUUUGUUUUUUAAACAAUUAGUUUAUUGAGUUUUCACCUUCAUUUGUUCCUUGUUUGAUUCAAAACACACAUACAGGAAUCAUAACUGUUAAUAAUGUUUGUCAUUGGCAUUCAGCGCUUUCAAAGAUGUUGGUUCCUUGUUCCAUUGUUUUUCUUCUUUAAAUUAUUUGUUUGUUUAAAUAGCCUGGAGAAUUUAACAUUUAUAAUAUUCACAUGUUCACAAACGGACUAAAUCCAUUCCAGGAACUGACAUUGCAUAAGUUAGAAAACACAAUUAGCAUUAAUGAUCCUUCAUGUGCAUUGGAAUAUUUGUAUCCUGAUACACUAUUAUUAUUAUUGUUGUUUUUGAGGGUAUGUCUGUAAAUGCUGCGUGUGUGUGUGUGUGUGUCUUCGUAAUUGUUUGGAUAAAUGUAACUAUGCAUAAUUUGCACUAUACUUGUCGGAUGCAAUGUUUAAACACUGAAAGACUGUUAACGCUGUCAUUAGAUGUCAUUAAAAUCGAAUGUCUCAUUCA